CACUCUUGCUCAACCACUCUGUCCGUCUAGAUCUUGCAUGAAAUUGUUGCAUAUUAGAAGAAGCAAUUACCAUCUUUCUUUCUCUCUGAAAACUCGUGGGGAGCUUUUCUUUUCUUAAUUCUCCGGCCACCCAGGCGAUUACCGAUCUUGGGGAUCGAAGAAGUCUGGCAGGGCGGGUGCAUGCAGAUGGGGAGGGGAAUCCGAGGGAGGUUUAAGGCGGCGAUGCCGGCGAUGUCGAUGGUUUUAGCGCAGAUCGUGUUCGCAGGGCUCAACAUACUCUACAAGAUCGCCGUCGACCGGGGGAUGAGCCUCCGGGUUCUCGUCACCUAUCGUUUCAUCGUCGGAGCCGCCUUCUUGGCUCCUAUGGCUCUCUUCUUGGAGAGGAGGAACAGGGAAAGGCUCACCCCUCUCGUGCUGGUGGAAUCCUUCUGCUGUGGAUUGUUCGGGGGAUCGUUGGCACAGAAUCUAUACAUAGCCUCCAUGAAGAUGACCUCUGCAUCAUUCGUAUCUGCAAUGAGUAACUUGCAACCAACAUUCACCUUCAUCUUGGCCAUCAUCUUCAGAAUGGAGAGACUGGCAAUAAGGAAGGCGGCAGGACAGGCCAAGAUCGUGGGGACCCUGAUUGGGCUUGGUGGUGCAAUGCUGCUGAGCUUCUACAGGGGAGCCAACAUCCAGUCGUGGUCGGUCCAGACUCACUUGCUGCACCAUCCCGAUCGGGGUGGCUCAAAAGCGACGGGUAAUCGAGCCCUAGGUUCGCUCUUGGCUGUAGGCAGCACUUUAUGUUAUUCAGUUUGGCUCAUACUCCAGGCGAGACUGAGUGAGCACUACCCUCACCCUUACACCAGCACGGCCCUCUUGUGCCUCAUGGCGGCGGUUCAAUCUGCGUGCUUCGCCGGGAUCUGCGACAAGGAGGCGGCCGCGUGGAAGCUCCGCUGGGACGUCAAGCUCCUCACUGUUAUAUAUGCGGGUGUGAUGGUAUCGGGACUGAUGCUGACUGUGUCCAGUUGGUGCGUUCAAAAGAGAGGGCCCUUGUUCGUUGCCGUCUUCAACCCCUUGAUGCUCAUCAUCGUCGUCGUCUUUAGCUCCCUCUUCCUAAACGAGACCCUUCACCUUGGAAGUGUCCUUGGAGGCGCCCUGAUCGUGAUAGGAUUGUACGUGGUUUUGUGGGGCAAAGGAAAAGAGAAGCAGGAGAUGGCGAAGCUCCCCAGCCGUCGUUCAGUAACUCAAGCUACAACCACGACGGCUGCCUCUGCGAGCAUCUGCCCGGAAUCUUCCUCAUCUUUGUCGUCGGACGGUCAGAAACCAGGUGUCAGUGGUGAAGUGUAACUGGAGAGUUAGUGGUGGCGAGGAUUUCUGGAAACACCUGUGCUCGUGAUCAGCUGUGGCCUGGUGUUGAUGCAUUUUUGCAAAACUAGAAAGAUCUUUAGAGCAUUCUUUUAUUUGUUCAAAUUCUUCCAUAAUGUGAGCAUUUGGGCAAGUGAAAGCUUUAAGGCCGUUUCAGUAUAGGGGAGUUCUUCAUGUCGGGAGGAAGAUGACAAUGUAAUCAAAGAGAAUCUAUAUACGCAUCAUAGUGCUCUGAAAGUGAAAGAAGCAAGUUCUUUUAGUUGUCUAUUCCUAUGAAAAUGCCAAAUUUGUCCUAGAUCAUUGGAUUUCCCAUAGAAAUUUA
Molecule: messenger RNA, 1666 nt
Organism: Nymphaea colorata (pocket water lily)
Lineage: Eukaryota; Viridiplantae; Streptophyta; Magnoliopsida; Nymphaeales; Nymphaeaceae
Product: WAT1-related protein At1g68170-like
Exons: 7
Coding region: 181-1326 (381 amino acids)
Cellular component (GO): plasma membrane
Molecular function (GO): transmembrane transporter activity
Source: RefSeq, a predicted model, not a curated record